UGCCUUCAGAAUCCUUCUCAAGUAAACUGCCCACAACUGCCUUCUAACCGCGCAAGCCUCUCCCGCCACCUACCACCACCACCACCACCUCACCACCCGCGGUGGUGAUUCAUAUACUCACAGAAAGGAAACCUUAAAAAUGGGUAUGAACUCGAACAGGGUCGAACACUUUUCCAGCCCCGAAGCACAAGCACAACCACCAGCACCAGCCGGCCCAGAAAGCACAGCCGUAAGUGUCAUAGUUUCUGCAAAUGCAAUGCAAAUGCCGCCGCUAGAAGUUCACAGAGUGUGCCUGCCGCCGCCUAGGACCACCGUGCAGAAACUUCGGCACCGCCUGUCGGAGAUAUUCUUCCCUGAUGAUCCACUUCAUAGGUUUAAGGAUCAAACAUGGUUCAGGAAGCUGGUUCUCGGGCUCCAGUUUUUCUUUCCUGUGUUCCAGUGGGCUCCAAAUUACAGCCUCAAACUCCUCAAAUCUGAUGUUGUUUCCGGGCUUACAAUUGCAAGUCUUGCAAUUCCACAGGGUAUUAGUUAUGCAAAGCUAGCAAAUUUGCCUCCCAUAAUUGGACUAUACUCAAGUUUCGUGCCGCCUUUGAUAUAUUCUGUUCUUGGGAGUUCUAGACAUCUCGCUGUCGGUCCUGUAUCGAUAGCUUCUCUUGUAAUGGGCACAAUGCUCAGCGAAACAGUUUCGUACACUGAAGAACCAAUUCUUUAUCUUAAACUGGCUUUUACAGCAACAUUCUUUGCAGGAGUUUUCCAGGCUUCCCUAGGAUUUCUAAGGUUAGGAUUUGUUAUUGAUUUUCUGUCGAAGGCAACUCUAGUCGGCUUCAUGGCUGGUGCAGCAGUAAUUGUUUCGUUGCAGCAGCUAAAAGGGCUACUUGGGAUCGUCCAUUUCACGAGCAAGAUGCAACUCAUUCCUGUGUUAUCUUCUGUCUUCCAUCACAUAGAUGAGUGGUCUUGGCAAACCAUCGCCAUGGGAGUUGGUUUUCUGGUCUUCUUACUGGCAACAAGGCAAAUUAGCUUGAGAAAACCGAAACUCUUCUGGAUUUCAGCAGCUGCGCCGUUAGCAUCGGUCAUUCUGUCAACCCUUCUAGUUCUGUGCCUUAAAUCCAAAGUUCCCGGGAUUAAAACUAUUGGGCACUUGCCUAAGGGUCUGAAUCCACCGUCUUCGAACAUGCUGUAUUUUAGUGGCCCUCAUCUUGCUCUAGCAAUCAAAACUGGCAUCAUAACUGGAAUACUUUCCCUUACAGAAGGGAUUGCUGUUGGAAGGACGUUCGCGGCUCUAAAGAACUACCAAGUUGAUGGGAACAAAGAAAUGAUGGCCAUCGGCCUCAUGAACAUGGCCGGUUCUUGUUCUUCAUGCUACGUCACCACAGGAUCAUUUUCUCGAUCAGCUGUCAAUUACAAUGCUGGAGCUCAAACAGUUGUCUCGAAUGUAAUAAUGGCUGCAUCCGUGCUUGUGACUUUGCUGUUUCUCAUGCCGCUCUUCUAUUACACUCCCAACCUCAUUCUAGCAGCCAUUAUCAUAACUGCUGUGAUCGGCCUGAUUGAUUAUCAGGCAGCAAUAAAGCUGUGGAAAGUAGACAAACUUGAUUUCUUGGCUUGCUUAUGUUCGUUUCUCGGUGUUCUGUUCAUCUCAGUGCCUCUCGGUCUUGCUAUAGCAGUUGGAGUUUCUGUUUUCAAGAUUCUGUUGCAUGUAACACGGCCCAAUACAGUCAUUUUGGGUAACAUUCCUGGAACUCAAAUAUAUCAGAACCUUAGUAGAUAUAGAGAUGCUGUCAGAGUUCCAUCGUUUCUCAUCAUCGCAGUUGAAGCUCCUAUGUACUUUGCAAAUUCCACUUACCUUCAUGAAAGGAUACUGAGAUGGAUUAGAGAAGAGGAAGAGUGGCUAGCAUCAAACAACAGAAGCAAUAUGAAAUGUGUGAUUCUUGAUAUGACCGCGGUGACAGCAAUAGACACGAGCGGGAUUGAUACUAUUAACGAACUCAGAAAGAUGCUCGAUAAAAGAUCACUCAAGCUUGUCUUGGCAAACCCCGUUGGAAGUGUAAUGGAGAAACUACAUCAAUCGAACGUCUUGGAGUCGUUCGGCUUGGAAGGAGUUUACGUAACAGUUGGAGAAGCAGUAGCCGACAUAUCAUCUGCAUGGAAAGCUCAGCCCUGAAGAAUGAAUGGCUUUGACCGACAUAUGAUCAGUGUAGGUUGAAGGGAGAGCGCUUUCAACGUGGUUUACCACGAAUGAAGCUAAAGUUAUCGAUAUGUAUUGUGUAGCUUGACUCUGUAUCAACUCUUCCAAGAAGAGUUUUUGCUUCAUCAUUGACAAUGAAGUUACCAGACUUCCACUAUGGUAUUUCUUAGUGAAAUUUCUUGCAAUUCUGUUUCAUUCUGAAAUAAUAAGACUGUCCUUCCAUU
Sesamum indicum (sesame) is the source of this 2406-nucleotide messenger RNA. RefSeq names its product sulfate transporter 3;4 (gene SULTR3;4). Gene Ontology annotation, cellular component: membrane. The record is from RefSeq and is a predicted model, not a curated record. Lineage: Eukaryota; Viridiplantae; Streptophyta; Magnoliopsida; Lamiales; Pedaliaceae. Gene Ontology annotation, biological process: sulfate transmembrane transport. Gene Ontology annotation, molecular function: secondary active sulfate transmembrane transporter activity.